Molecule: messenger RNA, 1202 nt
Organism: Hyposmocoma kahamanoa
Lineage: Eukaryota; Metazoa; Arthropoda; Insecta; Lepidoptera; Cosmopterigidae
Exons: 5
Coding region: 140-745 (201 amino acids)
Source: RefSeq, a predicted model, not a curated record
GGUAGACGACAUGUACCAAUUCAGUCAGUUUCCCGUUUGAGGGCGCUUAGGUGCAAUUUGUGCAACAAAAUUUCAAAAAUUAUCAACAAUGUCAAAUUUUUAGGUUUUUUUAGCGUUAAAUACCUGAUUACUGUUACAAAUGUUUUUGGGAAUAAUCUUGUCGUUGGUAGUCGCAUCCGUUUCCGCUUCCGUCAUUUUUGAGGAUUGCGGAUCGGCUUACCAGUUACGAGAUGUAAGAAUCGAAGGAUGCAACAUGAGACUCCCAUGCUACGUCACUCUCGGCGAGAAAGUGCCUGUACGUCUAGAGUUUUUUGCAGAUUUUGCGUCUCUUAAUCUGGAUCAAGAUGUUGUCAUCAACAUCAACCAUCUAAACAUAAGAGCGGACGUAACCCCAGAUCCGUGCGAUGCAGUGAGUUGCCCAGUGAGGACAAACGCCUGGAGCUCGUUUACCAGCGUCAUGUCGGUACCUUCUCAAAUGGCUCUUAAUCAGCGAGGCUUUCUUCGAUGGCGAGUAUACAAUGAAAGAGGGACACUUGUUAUAUGUUAUUCGGUAUUGGUGCAAACUCAAAGUCCUGUACAGAAGAUGCUUUGGCAAGCCCUCUCGGAUAUGACCUCUGAGACUAUUGAUAAUACAGUCAACAACCUAGAUCCAGACACACCAAAUGUAAAUGUCAGUCGGAACUACUUGCGCGAAUUGUUCGACCGAUAUUACGAAAAACAAAGCUUUGGCGAACUCGACAAAUAAAAUGUUUUUGAACUGGCCAUUACGACUUUGAAACCAUAGAAAUGUAUUUCAAAGUUUUGUGAUUAACAAUGAAAUAUACCUAUACUCGUAAGACAUUGUGUAAAUUCAAUAUUUACAAGGACCAUUUAUUUAUGUCAACAUCGAUCGAUCUCGAAGUUUAAAUUCUGUGACAUCAGGAAAAAUACAUUCACACUACGUGCGCCAUGUGCAGUGUAUUGUUGUAAAUUUAAUGCAAAACAUGCAAAUUAGUAUGAUGAAUGAUUGUUGUGCAUGUGUAGCGUUGUAAAACUCAUCGGUAGUAGGUAUUGUUUAAAUUAUUGCACUUUUGCUCUUAUUGUGUGAUGAAAUUUUUUAUUUUAUUUCAAUAUUUGUAGUUAUGUCCAAUCAAAUACUAUUUUAUGGAUCUAUUUUUGAGCAAAUAUAAAUAUAAGGGGAUCUCUAGCAUUCUGUCUGUCUA